Molecule: messenger RNA, 5054 nt
Organism: Chrysoperla carnea
Lineage: Eukaryota; Metazoa; Arthropoda; Insecta; Neuroptera; Chrysopidae
Gene: RhoGEF64C
Product: probable serine/threonine-protein kinase DDB_G0282963
Exons: 6
Coding region: 61-4923 (1620 amino acids)
Biological process (GO): positive regulation of Rho protein signal transduction
Molecular function (GO): guanyl-nucleotide exchange factor activity
Source: RefSeq, a predicted model, not a curated record
UUAAUGUAUUUCCUUGGUUCUUCUUCAAAAUGAUUCCAUUGCGUAUGGGGUGGACAUUCGAUGGCUGUUUCAGUUAGCCAUGCCAUGCGGCGACAUCUGGCGGGCCCAUCGGAGCCCCCUUAUCUUAAUUAUUCUAAUCAACAAGAAACCAGUUCACCAUAUCAUACAAGAAACAACGGAGGUUUAUCACAAUCAAUGAGAUACACAGAGACAUGGUUAUAUGGGGUACCACCCUCACCCACACAAACCGGCUUAAUUUUACCAUAUCCACCGGCUCAACCAUUGGUUGUAUUAUGUGCCUGUGGUGGUACAACAAAACAACGUAGCUCAAACAAAAAAUCCCCAUCAAUAUGUAAAAAAUGUAAGGGUACAAAACUACCGCUCCCUUCAGCUAAUAGCCCAUCGACAGCUAAUGAUCACCAUGGCACGGUACGUGGAAAUCAAUCAAUACGUGGUCAAAUUAGUGGAACUGUUCGAGGUUUAUCACAAAAUUUAUUAAAUAAUCGUCAUAAAUAUCAUACUGUAAGAGAAACUAGCAGUAAAAAUGGUAUCAAAAAAAUCCGCCCAAGUAUAUUUGACUUGGAUGAGUUGGAUAACUCUGAUCCGUAUGAUUUAAUGCGACGAUCACGAUUAACAUUAACUGAAUUACAGCGUACACGUACAAAGAGUAUAUCACCGUUACGUAAAUACGACACGGUGCGCGGACGACGUAGUCCGUCACCCCAACAAAAACAUCGAAGUCGUAGUGCAAACCGUAAUGCAAAUGAUUGGUUAAUAGAAGAACAACCACCGUUAAUCCCGGCAGCACCGACUAAUCGUCGUUCAAUAUUAGAAUGUAACGUAAAUCCAUAUGAGUUAAUGGGAAAAAAUAAUUGUUUACAUGAUUCAGUUGAAGAUAUUCCAAAGAAAUUCUCAAAUUAUUAUGAGGAUAUUGAAAUAAAUAAUGUUCAAAGUACGGUCAAUAAAGAACGUAAAAUUCUAGCACCUACGAAAGAACUACCAAAACCUGUAAAAAUUAAUGAAACAAAAGAAUUACCGUCAAGGCCGCCACGAAAAAAACCAAUUGAGGAAAUACCAAAAAAAUUUAAUCAAAAUAGAUUUAAAUCUAUAUUGAAGAAAACAUCAACAUUUAAUACAGAUAGCUCCGAUUCAUCCGAGCGUAUACCUUCCCCAAUUGUUCAACAACAUUCUUCCACAUCCCAAACCCAAUUUUAUUUACCAAAUCCAGCUAUUCAACAACAGCAAACGAAUGAUUUAAAUAAUUUAUUAAACAAUAUACCUAGGAAAAAAGUACAAUUUUUAGUUGAAAAAUCAAACAGUAAUGAAAGUAUUGAAUUAAUUGUUGAAACACAACAAACGAAUAAUGACGAACAAGUGGAGAAUGAAGAAAAUGUAAAUAAUAACAAUAAAAAUGAUGAAACAAUCGAUGAAAACAUUAAUGGUAUGCAAGAUAAUGUUCAAGAAGAUGAUGUUAAUGAAGAAACAAAUGAUUCUUGUAAUAAUAUUCUUGCUGUGGCUACUACUAAUACGAUAGGAAAUGAUGACCUAGUAAAUGAAAUUAUUAAUGAUAGUAACGAGGAAUCACAGAUGAAAGAGUUAUCUUCACGGGAUUUAUUGGUAAAGGAUGUAAAUAAUGAAGGCUUCUCUCCAAAAUUACGACGAAGUAAUAGCGAUCGAAUAUCAAGUUCGACUACAACAACAAUAUUAACAAACGAUAAUAACAAUGAAGAUUUAUCAACAAACAAUAUCACAACAAACACGAUACAAUUUAACGAUACAAUGGCAUUACGUGCAAAAAAUAUGCGUCGUACCGAUCAUCGUGAAGUAUUCACAGCACUACAACGUUUAGAUGGAAUUACAAAAAAUGACAAUCAAACCAAUAAUAAUAAUAAUUUGAACCAAAGACCUAAAGAACCACCACCUCCUCCCCCUCCACAGCCAACAAUACCCGUACCGGUAGCACCAGCACGUAAAAAACAAGAUCGUCGAAAGAAAAUAUCAAUUGAUAGUAAUAGUUCAUCAUCGAAUGAUAGUUGUCAUAGCAGUUUAAGUUCGACUGAUUUAAGUUUUCGUAGUGUUGAUAGCGAAAUUAAAAUUAUUGAAAGUGAAUCGGAAUUAUCGACAGAUGAUCGAAAAAUAUCAAUUGAAGUAGCUUCUACAGAUUCUGAACAAUAUUUCACACCAAAAUUAACAUCGUCACCCACACAACAAACGAGCGUAGAAAGCACGAAAAGUGUAAUUAAAAUUUAUAACGAUAAUUCGAAUUCGAAUAUUACAUCCGUUACGCUAAAUAAUGAGAAUAUUCCAGAAGACAAUUCAACUUCACCAUAUCCACAACGAACAAUUGUUCAAAUCACACCACCGGUGCAUCGAUUAAAAAUUAAAAAUGAAUUUGUCGACUAUCAAUGUACACCGCAAGCAUCACCAGACAAUUCCGCACGUAAAACAUCAAUUCUAAUCACUGGCGAUGAUUGUUAUUCAACUGUUAAUGUCAGUGACGAUUAUCCGGUUUAUCAAUCGUCUGUUGUUGUUAAUGAUAAUCUAAUAUCUUCAACUGAUUCCAAAUUAUAUAAUCGCAGCAAUAAUAGCACGAUUUAUAUAAGUUGUGAAUCGGAUGAAAGAUAUGAACCGAUUAAUAAUAAUUUUAACACACAAAAAAUAGUUCCUAAUAAUAAUAACGAAAAUAAAAAUAUUAUUCGAGUUGAAGAUGACAAUUUAAGACAAUUGUUACGAGAUCCAGUUGAGGCCGUUAAACGGAAUUUAGUCCCUCAUGUUUGUGGUAAAACAAAUAUGAUUCGUGGAAUAAAACGUGGUACAAAAACAAAUCAUAAUAAUAAUGAAUUAGGAACAAGUGUUGUCGCAAAAUUACUAAAAGAUCCCGAAUUAGGAUCAUUAGUAGAAGGAUUAGAAAGUGAUGUUGUGGCUAAAUUAUUACAAGAAUCUUUAUUAAAGCUAAAACAAGAUCGUAAUUUCAUUCCCGAAAUUACGAAAGCUGAAGAAAAAGAGAGUUUAUCUUCGGAUAAUGAAUGUAAUAGUUUAAAUUCUGGUCCAUACGAGCAAAUCGAUUUGGACGAUAAUGAUUAUAGCGGUAGUAAUCGUAGUUCAUUAACGGAGGAUGAUUUAGCAUCAACGUCUACACGAUCAAAAUUCUAUCAGUUGUUAGCAGAUGCAUCCUUAGAUGGAAGUAGUACUGAUGAUCAUACAUACGAAACAAUACGUAUGAAUCAGGAUCCCAUUUAUGAAGAAAUUGAGAUACCACCUCCAUUACCGUUAAAUCCUCCCCCAGAUACUUUACCCACGGUGGAAUUGGAUAAAAGUUUUACAACACGAUCCAUAUUCGAAGGUGCGUCUAAAUAUGAUAUUUUAAGUUAUCUAGUCGAUGCUCGCGAACGUGGUAUUGAAAGUUAUGCAUACAGUUUUGCAAAUUCUGGAAGUGUUGUUAUUGAAUGCGACACUGAAAUUGAAAUGACCCCCAGAACUGAUGAAAUGACUAAAACAAAUGUAGAAGUUGAACGAACUGAUUCUGGUGUUGGAUCAGAGAGUAGUAAAAGUUCACGAAGUCGAUAUCAACAAUCUGGUAAUGCAAAUAGCAAUAAUAGUAAUAACAAUAACGUAACUCCUGUCGAACCAGAAAUUACAAAUCCUUGCGAAGAUUGUAAUUUAACAGUUGAUACACAAGUAACUAAUGGUGAUGUAAUUUAUACUCCAUUGGUAUGUCGUAAAUGUUCUAAACGACGAGCAGAACGAAAAGAGAUUAUCACGGAAAUUGUUGAAACUGAAGAGAAAUAUGCACGAGAUUUACAAAUAAUUCUUGAAGAAUUUUAUCAACCAAUGUUAGUGGCUGGUUUAUUGAAUGCCGAACAAUUAGCCGCAGUAUUUUUAAAUGUUGAAGAAUUGUUGGAAAACAGUCAAUCAUUUGCCGAACGAUUGCGAGAUGCCUUGGAGAUAUCAAUUGAACAAGGUGAUGAAGAUUUAUUAACAAUUGAUAUUGGCCGAUUGUUUUUGGAUGCUGCAUCUAUGUUACAUGCAUUUGAAAGUUAUUGUGUUCGACAAGCCGCUGCUGGUUUACUUUUAGCGAAUUUAGAAAAGGAGAAAGAAUUAUUGAGAAUAUUUUUGAAAGUAUCACAAAUGGAAAAUACUGUAUUAAGACGUAUGAAUUUAAAUAGCUUUUUAAUGGUUCCUGUACAACGUGUAACAAAAUAUCCACUCCUAUUAAUUCGAUUAAAUAAAGUGACACCAGCACACUUAGAAGAAAUGAAAGAAAAUCUAACGGAAGCUCAACGUUUAGUUGAACAGCAUUUAGGGCAAAUGAAUGCAUCAGCUAAAGAUGUUCCUAGCCGUUUAUGGCGACGUUUAUCAAGUGGACGUCGAACAACAUCCGAAUUAGACUCGGUCAACAUAAAAUUACGUAAAUUAGCUGUUGAUAUCCUCGAAUGGAAUCAUGAAGAGGCUCGAUUUGCACUUGAAGGCAAAUUAUUAUAUACUCAACCAAUAGAUAGUGCUUGGCGGCGGGGUCGUACAAUAAAAUUAACUCCCGUAUGCGCAUUACUGGUAACAUUAGGGCGGCCGGGUGCCGGUUAUAAAAGUCCGGAUGAAGAAACAUUAUUAGCAUUCCCAAGACAAACCGGUAUACGUGAGGCUGCUUUAGUAUUGGCUAGAGAUAAAGGUGGAAGAUAUUCAUUAUUACGAGAACCUUUGUAUUUGGAUCGAUGUGUUGUGGCAACGGAUCCAGCAUGGCAGAGCUAUUUUGAAGUACAAGAGCUAAUGACUAAAGACACAUUUAUAUUUAAGGCUGAAGAUGAUGAUCGGACAAUAAAUUGGUAUCGAAAUUUGCAAUAUCAUGCACAAGGCAUGGGCACCUGGCGAAAACGACGAAAUGCUUUAGCUAAUAUUAUGAUUACAGGAAUUAGUGGACGUUCAUAAAUAUUUUAAAAAAAUAUUAUAAAAUUAUAACUUUAUGUAACUUACUAAAAUAAAUAUUCCUACAACUAAGCAAGUCUGUUUCCCAAAUCAUAAAAAAAAAAUGGACAGAUUUUGAUAAAUAUUUUAUAGAU